Molecule: messenger RNA, 276 nt
Organism: Spirometra erinaceieuropaei
Lineage: Eukaryota; Metazoa; Platyhelminthes; Cestoda; Diphyllobothriidea; Diphyllobothriidae
Source: the annotation of a GenBank genome assembly
AUGAAUCUCUUCGCCUCCGACUGCGUCCACUUCGGACUGACCAUCAAUACGGACAAGAUGGUGACUGCGCAUCAACGGCCAUCAACCGCUGAAAACUGUGCUCCUCGCAUCAGCGUCAACGACACUGAACUGAAGAACGUGGAUAACUUCAACUACCUAGGCAGCACAAUGUCUCGCUGCAUCCGAAUCGACGAUGUAGUGGCCCACCGGAUCUUCAAUGCCAGCCAAGCCUUCGACCGGCUGCAGAACUCCGUGUGGGAUUGCCACGGCCUCUAA